AUGAGGCGGAUGACGCGGCGAAUAUUUUCACUUCUCCUCUUGGCUUUUGGAGGACUUUCUCUCCCUGCGGAUUCUUCUUCUCCUCCUCCACAAGAGGCCGUCAGCUUCUAUCAACUCCUUAAACUGCACAAGGGUGCUAGUGACACCGAUGUAAAAAGAGCUUAUCGUAAACUUUCCUUAGAGCACCAUCCAGAUAGAGUUAAGGCAAGAGAUGGCGACGCAAAAAAAGCAGAAGAAAUUUUUCAACAAAUAAAUAAAGCUUAUCAAGUCCUCUCGAACAGCCGCACUCGCCGUUUGUUUGAUACUUACGGUGAUCUAUUUGAGACCCAAGAAAGUUAUUAUGAUCAUAUAGAGAAACAUUCAAUAGAUGAACUUUAUUUUUAUAAACCUGGGGUGUAUCUACUGCAUGCACCUAAUUUAGAUCCUUUAUUACGUAAUUCUAAAUAUUCAUGGAUCGUUGGAUUCUACCAAUCAGGAUGCGGCAGCUGCGAGAGAAAAGUUUCCUUCUUCAGCGCCUUGGGGGCAGCAGCACAGAAGACAAAGAAAGUUCGCUUAGCAAUGGUUAACUGCAUGGUUUCUCAUCUUUGUCAUUUCUUUGGGAUUCACGAACUUGGGCAAAUUCUUUUAUUUCCUCCUAAACAAGAAGGAGGGGAUGUAUGGGAUAGUCAGGAAUACACAGGGCCCCUCUCUGUUCAAGCAAUAAUAGACCAAGCUUCAGAGCUGCAGCCGGUCUUCCUUGAAGAGGCAUCCAGCGACCGUCAUGUCAAGGAAGAACUCAGAAAACUAGAACCCUCAUAUUUGAAUUAUCAUCAGCGACUGCAACAAUACCUAGGUUUAAAGUUUAGGGUUUAA
Molecule: messenger RNA, 852 nt
Organism: Eimeria maxima
Lineage: Eukaryota; Apicomplexa; Conoidasida; Eucoccidiorida; Eimeriidae
Product: DnaJ domain-containing protein, putative
Exons: 6
Coding region: 1-852 (283 amino acids)
Source: RefSeq, a predicted model, not a curated record